CUUAUCGUUUCUGUUUCUCGUCUCCACAUCACUCAGCAGCUUUCUGUUGUUCUACCACAGAAGAAAGAAGAAGAAAAACAGGAGGGAAACUCUUCUCGUGUUUGUUUGAGAUUAAUUUUUUCUUUUCUUCUGUCAGAUUGACGGUGUCACCAUGAGCCGAUCCGGGACCUCAGCACCGCUCUCCACCUCUCGGCUGCUCUUCCUGUCCACCAUCAUCUCAGCCGGACUCGCGGGUUCUCCGGCCUUCGCCUCCAACGACACACUCGGCAACAGCACCAGGUGCGGGGGGGGCAGUGUCUGCGUGGAAGGCGUCAUCCUGCCGGUGUGGAAGCCGGAGAACCCGGCCUUCGCCGACCGCCUGGCCAGGGCCACCGUGUACUUUGUGGGGCUGGCCUACAUGUUCCUCGGCGUGUCCAUCAUCGCCGAUCGCUUCAUGGCGUCCAUCGAGGUCAUCACCUCGCAGGAGAGGCGGAUUACCAUCAAGAGGCCUGACGGGGAGAAGGUCACCACCACGGUUCGCGUCUGGAACGAGACUGUGUCCAACCUGACUCUGAUGGCGCUGGGUUCCUCCGCACCGGAGAUCCUCCUGUCGGUGGUGGAGGUGUGCGGUCACAACUUCAACGCCGGUGAGCUGGGCCCCAACACCAUUGUGGGGAGCGCCGCAUUCAACAUGUUCGUCAUCAUCGGCUUCUGCGUUUCCGUCAUUCCAGAGGGGGAAACCAGGAAGGUCAAGCACCUCCGGGUGUUCUUCGUCACCGCCGCCUGGAGCGUCUUUGCGUACAUCUGGCUCUACCUUAUCCUGGCAGUCUUCUCUCCGGGCGUGGUGGAGAUUUGGGAGGGUCUGGUAACACUCUUCUUCUUCCCCAUUUGCGUCGGAUUCGCGUACGCCGCCGACCGCCGGCUCCUUUUCUACAAGUACAUGCGCAAGCGGUACAGAGCGGGGAAGCAGAAGGGAAUGAUCAUCGAGACGGAGGGAGAACCCGAGCUUCCCUCGAAGGUCGACAUCGAGAUGGACGGGAGGAUGCUCGCUGCCGACAGAGAAGAGUCGGAGUUCGAUUUCAAGGAGCCAGACGAGGAGGAGGCCCGCAGGGAGGUGGCCUGCAUCCUGAAGGAGCUGAAGCAGAAGCAUCCCGAGAAGGACAUGGAGCAGUUGACAGAGCUUGCAAAUUACCAGGUUCUGACGCUGCAGCAGAAGAGUCGGGCCUUCUACCGCUGUCAGGCCACCAGGAUCAUGACCGGAGCGGGAAAUGUCCUGAAGAAGCACGUCGCCGACCAGGCCAAGAGGGCCGCCCGGCACGACAUCUGCUCCGAGGUUUCGGUGAACGACUUCUCCACCAAGGUGUUCUUUGACCCUUGCACCUACCAGUGUCUAGAGAACUGCGGCACUGUGGCGCUGAAUGUCGUGCGCCGUGGCGGAGACCCAACGAGUGCCAUCUCGGUGGAUUACCGUACCGAAGACGGCACCGCCAACGCCGGCUCGGAUUACCGGUUCACCGAGGGAACCAUCGUGUUCGUUGCAGGCGAGACCGAAAAGGAACUCCGCAUUGACAUAAUCGACGACGACAUCUUCGAGGAGGACGAGCACUUCCUGGUUCACCUCAGCAAUGUGAAGGUCAUAUCAGAGGGCGCCGGCUGGGACGGGCUUAAGGCAAACCACCAGGACCCCCUCGCCAGUUUGGGCCUGCCGUGCUCGGCCACCGUCACCAUCUUCGACGACGACCACGCUGGGAUCUUUACCUUCGAGAAUCCGGUACUUACUGUAAGCGAGAGCAUCGGGGUGAUGGAGGCAAGGGUGGUCCGGACCUCAGGAGCUCGCGGCGUCGUGGCGGUGCCGUACAAAACCACGGAGGGAACAGCUAAGGGGGGCGGCGAGGACUUUGAGGACACGCACGGGGUCCUGGAGUUCGAGAACGAUGAGAUCUUCAAAACUAUUCAGAUCAAUAUAAUUGAUGAUGAAGAAUAUGAGAAAAACAAGAACUUCUUCCUAGAGAUCGGAGAGCCUCAGCUGCUGGAGAUGAGUGAGAGGAAAGCUGUGUUGCUUCAGGAAGUCGGUGGAUUCGUUAAAACAGGCAGAGACGUCUACAGGAAGGUCCAAGGACGAGACCACCCGGCUCCCUCUGCCAUCUUCAGCAUCGCAGAUGAGGGGGGUGAGGAGGUUUUGACCAAGAAGGAGAAGGAGGAGAGGAGGAUUGCAGAGAUGGGUCGACCGAUGCUGGGCGAGCACAUCAAACUGGAGGUCGUCAUUGAGGAGUCGUACGAGUUCAAGAGCACCGUAGAUAAACUCCUGAAGAAGACCAACCUGGCCCUGGUGAUCGGGACCAACAGCUGGAGAGAACAGUUUGUUGAGGCCAUCACAGUGAGCUCUGGUGGUGAUGAUGAUGAUGAAUGUGGCGAGGAGAAGCUGCCCUCCUGUUUUGACUACGUCAUGCACUUCCUCACCGUCUUCUGGAAGCUUUUGUUUGCCUUAGUUCCUCCGACGGACUACUUCAACGGCUGGGCCUGCUUCGUCGUCUCCAUCUCUGUCAUCGGCCUUCUGACGGCGUUCAUUGGGGACCUGGCGUCGCAUUUCGGCUGCACCGUCGGCCUCAAAGACUCCGUCACGGCUGUGGUGUUUGUAGCAUUGGGCACAUCUGUACCAGACACCUUUGCCAGUAAGGUGGCAGCCAUCCAGGACCAGUAUGCCGACGCCUCAAUCGGCAACGUGACGGGUAGUAAUGCUGUCAAUGUCUUCCUGGGUAUUGGCGUGGCCUGGUCCAUCGCUGCCGUCUACCACUACUCCAAGGGUCAGCAGUUUAAGGUUGACCCGGGCACGCUUGCCUUCUCCGUCACGCUCUUCACCAUCUUCGCCUUCAUCUGCAUUGCCGUGCUCCUCUACCGCCGGCGGCCCGAGAUCGGCGGGGAGCUUGGCGGACCCAGAGUCCCCAAGAUCCUCACCACCUGCCUGUUCUUCAGCCUGUGGUUGAUGUACAUUGUCUUCUCCUCGUUGGAGGCGUACUGCCAUGUGAAAGGCUUCUAAAAGCUGUGCUUCUGUAGGGUCACCGAGGGCUCUGACAGGUUCUUGAUGAAAAGUUUUGAGGGCCUUCUACGGGUUCCAGCAGGUUUCCGCAUAUUCUGACGUUCGGCUUCUCACUAAAACCUAAGAGGCUUUUUACGCUCGAGGCGACCGCAGCGGCAGCGUUGCACUUCAAUGAAUAUCUGCACGAGUUUGAAAUGUAGUUCUUCUAAAAGUAAAAAUCAAGAGAACAGCGGAUCCACGUUCAAGGUCCUUACCGAGAACAAGACGUCAGGGGGU
Pungitius pungitius (ninespine stickleback) is the source of this 3292-nucleotide messenger RNA. Its product is annotated as sodium/calcium exchanger 1-like. The transcript is spliced from 10 exons. Gene Ontology annotation, biological process: cell communication; sodium ion transmembrane transport; calcium ion import across plasma membrane. The record is from RefSeq and is a predicted model, not a curated record. Gene Ontology annotation, cellular component: postsynapse; sarcolemma; axon. Gene Ontology annotation, molecular function: calcium:sodium antiporter activity. The coding region runs from base 152 to 3016 and encodes 954 amino acids. NCBI's taxonomy places the organism in Eukaryota, Metazoa, Chordata, Actinopteri, Perciformes, Gasterosteidae.